AUGUCAGAACUUGCAAGAAAAAGCAGUGCUAUAUGGAAACACUUCAAAAUAGUGAACAGUGAGAAGGCAAAAUGUGAGUAUUGUUCAAAAAUGAUCAGUUAUAGUGGCGGUGGAACUGGAAAUUUGAACAGACACAUGAAGAAAAUACAUUGGACGGUAGCAAUUGAGCAACCCUUGGUCCCUCAAAUGAAUAUUGUGAAUCCUGUUGCCGAAACAACCCCCGAGUCAACAAGCACUAGCAGCUCACAAACAUGCCAGGCUUCAUGUUCAUACUCAAACUCUGCAGAGCCAACCUCCUCGUCUUCUUCUACGUCUCUAUUUCGGCGUCCUGUAGCACAGCCACCAGUGCAAACAACAAUAGAUGGUUUUGCGAGGUCCACCAGACCAUUACCCAUCGGUAAAUCUAAACAAUUGGAUGAACCAAUUGUUAAAUUUAUCGUUAAAGGAUUUCACCCAUUUUCUAUUGUCGAAGAGCUUGAAUUUAAAAACAUGCAUAAGAUGAUACAACCGUCAUAUACAUUACCAACUAGAAAAACCAUAUCAUCCAGUUUAAUUCCCAGAAUCCACCAAACGACGAAGGAAAAAGUGCAAGAAGUGAUCAGAGAAGCCGAUGCGAUAUGCCUCACGACAGAUGGAUGGACAUCGUUGAAUAAUGUGAGCUAUAUAGCUCUUACCGCUCAUUUCAUCACCAAAGAAACUCAGUUAAAAAGUGUUCUUUUAGGCUGCACAGACUUCCAUGAGCGACACACUGCAGAAAAUCUAUCAAAUUUUCUGAUGACCGAAGCCACAAAAUGGGGCAUUUCUCAUAAGAUCAGUGGAAUUAUAACCGAUAAUGCUGCCAAUAUAGUUGCUGCUGUUCAUACAAACAAUUGGCGGCAUUUUCCCUGUUUCGCGCAUACCCUGAAUUUAGUAGUUCAAAACAGUCUGGACGCGUUAAAAGAACAAAUAGAUAAGGUGAAAGCUAUCGUUCAAUAUUUUAAACAUAGCUCAUCAGCUUGCAGCAAACUUGCUUCAAUUCAAAAACAGAUGAAUUUGCCACCACUCAAAUUGAAACAAAAUGUGAUAACAAGGUGGAAUUCUACUUAUGAUAUGGUGGAAAGAUUAGUGAAAAUAAAAGAUGCCGUUUUAAGUGCACUGGCCAUAGAGCAGCCGAGGCUAAACACAUUGUCACCUGAUGAUUGGGUACUCCUGCAAAAGAGUAUGGAAGUACUUAGAUUAUUUAAUGAGGUGACAAUAGAGAUGAGCGCUGAGAAAUCAGUGUCCAUCUCUAAGGUGAUGGUUCUGGUUAAAAUUAUAAAAAACCAUGUGGAGAGAGCGAUUCAGAAUAAUGGUCCUGAUCAAUAUUUGAGGUUCCUCCAUAUUCUCCGUGAUCAGUUGAUCAAUAGAUUUGGUGAUAUGGAGAAUAAUCCUCUGGUGACAGAUGCUGCUUUACUGGAUCCCAGAUUUAAAAAACAUGGAUUCUUGAGUAGGGAUAAAUAUGAUAUAUGCCUCAGAUCCAUAAAAUCCAAAUUGCGAGCAUUGAUUGUUGCUGAGGAUAAUGUACCAGAAAUGUCAGAGCAGUUACCCCAUGCAUCAAACAAUGCAGAAAGUUUGAACGUCUGGGCCGAAUUUGACCAGGAAGUGGAGAAGGAUAUAAUCCGAAACCCCACCGCAGCCAGUAUCAUUGAAAUUGAUAAAUAUUUGAAUGAGCCACUAAUCAAGAGAACCGAUGAUCCUCUUCAAUGGUGGCACGAGCGCAAAUUAUUAUAUCCAAAUUUGUAUAUUUUAAUGAAGCGCCGCUUAUGUGUACCAGCUACUUCUGUGCCGUGUGAAAGAGUUUUUACAAAAGCUGGCCAAGUGUUAAACACCAAGAGAAGCAGCCUUAAGCCUGAAAAAGCCUCACAAAUUCUGUUUUUGAAUUAUAAUUGGACAUGA
This is a messenger RNA of Coccinella septempunctata (seven-spotted ladybird), 1914 nucleotides long. Its product is annotated as E3 SUMO-protein ligase ZBED1-like. Lineage: Eukaryota; Metazoa; Arthropoda; Insecta; Coleoptera; Coccinellidae. The record is from RefSeq and is a predicted model, not a curated record. Gene Ontology annotation, molecular function: protein dimerization activity; DNA binding. The transcript has a single exon. Bases 1 to 1914 code for a protein of 637 amino acids.